AUGGCCAAGUCACUGCGUGCUAGUUCCAAGCUCGCUGCCCGCAACCGCAAGCGCUAUACUGAUACCUCCGACUAUGCAGUUACUGCGGCGGCUCGUUUGCAAAUGGUGUCUGACCGAUUGAAGCAACGUAUUGCUAUGCCCAAAUUGUCUGAGCUCGAAGCUGAGGAUGACGACGAAGACAAAGAUAUGGAGGACGCAACGGCGAAGGAGCCGGCGUCUACAGACACUGCUGUGGACGGAGAAAUGCAGGUGGAAGAGGCACCGAAUAAGAAGAUCAGCACAUCAGGCCCCCGUGGCUCACGCAAUGAGCAAUGGCGUAAGGCCCGUGGUCUUCCUAUGCAUCGCAAAACGGCACGGAAGGCCGGAAAGGCCAAGCGCCGUAGGUAA
Messenger RNA from Malassezia pachydermatis, 387 nucleotides. RefSeq names its product ribosome biogenesis related -like protein. The transcript has a single exon. The record is from RefSeq and is a predicted model, not a curated record. Bases 1 to 387 code for a protein of 128 amino acids. Gene Ontology annotation, cellular component: preribosome, large subunit precursor. Lineage: Eukaryota; Fungi; Basidiomycota; Malasseziomycetes; Malasseziales; Malasseziaceae.